Messenger RNA from Varroa destructor (honeybee mite), 4658 nucleotides. RefSeq names its product dual specificity tyrosine-phosphorylation-regulated kinase 2-like. Gene Ontology annotation, molecular function: protein serine/threonine/tyrosine kinase activity; ATP binding; protein serine/threonine kinase activity. NCBI's taxonomy places the organism in Eukaryota, Metazoa, Arthropoda, Arachnida, Mesostigmata, Varroidae. Gene Ontology annotation, cellular component: nucleus; cytoplasm; cytoskeleton. The record is from RefSeq and is a predicted model, not a curated record. Gene Ontology annotation, biological process: peptidyl-threonine phosphorylation; peptidyl-serine phosphorylation.
GGUAGGCUGUGUGUUUGUAAUUGAGCGUGACGUGAACGAGAACGAAACUAGUUACCAAAUCAACGGAACUAUUACUAAUAUUGCUGCCAUUACAACAAGAAAUACAUAGGAUAUUCUUACAUUCAACUGGAUUAUUAUAGGUGGUGAUUUUACCGUCUGUUUCAACUGCCGUAGGAUAUACUCUGCUACAGCAUAUUGAUACGUUAUUAUACAAAUUUGUGUGGUAGUGCUGGUGCCGACCGACAGUGACCAAUCGACAGUAUAGAUAUAUGAAUAUAUAUCUAUAUAUCAGUAAAUAUAUUGUGUGAUUUAUUGUGUGAUAAAUCGUGCGUCUCAGUGCAGCUUAGUCGGAUGUGCCAGUUUAAGCCAGAAGCCUUUAGUGCCCGAAGCUGUUGGAGCUAGAAUUGGCCUUUGGUGGUGGUGACGGGGUGUUACCGCUUCGUAAUCCCAUGAGCAAUACACGGCUUCAGCUGAUUUUACCCGAUCCGAGUCCGCGUCCUCGAAAGGAUCCCUCGGACUUUCCAAGCAGCCUCAGCCUCCAGGAACCAAAGUUGAUACAAGCAACAAAAAUGGGCCACGAAGAGGUCGUAGACAAGGCACGAUUGCCGAUGAUCAAAUCGGGGCAGGAUGACGCCUUGGCUGAUAACAAGAGCCAGAGCUCUCCCCGGGUGCUUGUCGCCACCCCCGAGCAGGUGAUGAAAAUGUACAUGCACAAGUUGACGGUCUACGAACACAUUGAGAUAUUCAACUAUUCGCAAAUCUAUUUUAUUGGCGCCAAUGCUAAGAAGCGUCAGCCUACAACGAACAUGGGGCAAAAUUGUGGUUACGAUGAUGAGCAGGGCUCGUAUGUGCAUGUCCCACACGACCAUAUUGCGUAUCGUUACGAAAUGCUCAAAGUGAUUGGCAAGGGCAGCUUUGGCCAAGUGGUGAAGGCGUUCGACCACAAGACACAUACGCACGUCGCUCUCAAGAUGGUUCGAAAUGAAAAGCGUUUCCAUAGGCAGGCGCAGGAAGAAAUCAAGAUUCUCGACCAUCUACGAAAACAGGACAAGGAUAAUUCAAUGAACAUCAUUCACAUGUUUGAGCAUUUCACGUUCCGCAACCAUAUGUGUAUCACGUUUGAGCUGCUAUCGAUCAAUCUGUACGAGCUAAUUAAGAAAAACAAAUUUGGCGGGUUUUCAUUACAGCUAGUCCGCAAGUUCGCUCAUUCUCUUCUGCAGUGUCUCGAUGCUGUCUACCGUAACAAGAUUAUUCACUGCGACCUCAAACCUGAGAAUAUCCUGUUGAAACAACAGGGCCGCUCGGGUAUCAAGGUGAUCGAUUUUGGCUCGUCGUGUUACGAACAUCAGCGUGUUUAUACGUAUAUUCAGUCUAGGUUUUACCGUGCGCCCGAGGUAAUUCUUGGCGCCAAGUACGGAAUGCCCAUCGAUAUGUGGUCGCUGGGCUGUAUUCUCGCCGAACUGCACACGGGCUACCCGCUUUUACCUGGUGAAGAUGAGGGCGACCAGCUGGCGUGCACCAUGGAGCUGCUGGGCAAGCCACCUCAGAAGUUGUUGGACCAGUCAAAGCGAGCGAAGAACUUUUUCUCACAGAAGGGUUACCCCCGGUACUGUACCGUGACGCCACUGCCGAAUGGUGACUAUCUACUUGGAGGAGGCCGUUCGCGACGGGGCAAGCUUCGUGGGCCCCCGGGCAGCUUGAAGAUGACCACCGCUCUAAAAGGCAGCGACGAUGCGUUGUUCAUCGAUUUUAUCAAGCGGUGUCUCGAAUGGGACCCCGCGGUCCGAAUGACGCCCAGCGCGGCAUUGAGGCACGCGUGGCUCAGGCGGAAAUUGCCAAGAACGCCGCAAACGAGUAGCAACUCAACGUCGGCUGCCGUAACGAGUGCAACGGUUGUGUCCGCUUCGACGGCCAGUUCGCUGGGACCCGCUGGUGUCUCCCUGGGAGUUUCCCUACACCGAACUCAAACAGAUGAUGCGCCCGUUCGCUACAAAAGUACCGCGAACGGACUAAACGGCAUCCCACCAAUCGUUAUUUCGGCCGGAGAGACCCAGGUCCCAAAGGCUCCCGUCCUUAGAUAGGACAUCGCUCUCCAGUCACUGUGAUAGACUACUAAACAAUUACCGUCAAUUGCUUGCUGAGUCGGUCCGAGAGAAAGAGAGAGGGAAAACGAAAAGAAAAGCGAACACAUUCAUGUAUAGAAUAGUUUACUAGGUGGCCAAUGCAAGGCGGCCCCCUGUCGCCACCUUGACGGCAAGUGUUACACGAAGAACGAAGGCUUUUUCGGGUCCACGCAUGGACGGCCGAGGAGAACAAAACAGAAAAGAAUUCUACAAAGCAGGUAGAGCGGAGAUAAUGAUGGUGAUGACGAUGAUUCGAAUGGUACAGAAGAUGCAGAAAAUGUCGGACGAUUUCGACGCGAUUGCGACCCGUUGUUAACAAGAACGACAGCGACGGAAAAUGCUAUGAGUCCCGUGCUCUGCUGCGUCGUGCUCCGCCGUUCAGCCGAAAUGUGCAGGGUUCUCGACUUUAGAGUACCCAGGGAAAUCCUAUAGAAUAGCGGCUGACGGCCAAAGCAGGGCACAGCAUUCAGAGCCUAGGUAGUUUCGCGUGUAGGCGCCCUUAAACGUCACCGUGUGUUGUAGGGUGCUGGUGCGUUUCUGUAGUUAUAAACAAAUAAGCAAACAAAAAGAUUUAAUCACGAGCGAAUAGACACCGACGAUUUACACUGGACUCGAGGCCGAGGAAGAGACGAGACUUAAGAAGCAGACAUCCGCUUGUUUUGUUCACAUAACGGUGAUGAUUAUGACGACGUCAGCUACUAUAACGCGUACCAUGAUCACAAUAAGAUAAAAGAAAUGUAUGUGCUUGGAACAGUUAAUCAGUAUGGGUAACACAGUGGGGCAGAGUUGGACACGGUCUCACAUCUCAUCAAACAAAAAGAGAGAUACAAAGCAAACAAAUCUAUGAAAGACAAAAAGGAUACGAAAAGCGAGAAAAAAAUGGGUUUGAUUCGAGUGCGCACGAAUGAAUAGGUCAUGAGGAACGUAUUUCUCGACAAACUUCGAUGGAAGUGAAACAAAAUGGAACGUUAGGAUUAUUAUCUAUGUGUUACUACUCUAUAGCAUAGCCCUGGUCACAAAGUGGACGAUGAUGGUUCUGCUGAUCGCAGUUAGUAUUGGACCAGCGGGUCCUGGGCUACCUUGGAACAGGGUUCUUGGGCGGCGGCCAAGUGGUGUGUUAGCGGAUAACACUAUAGGUUAUACUGAGUUGAUUUGGGCGUGGGAGUUAAUCUUUUCAAUUAAUUGCACGCAUUGUUAUACCCUGGAUGAACUAUUCGAUGGCCACAUGAUCUGAAGAGAGCAUUGUAAAAAGCUUUCCACGGUUUCCCCGUAAUGUCAUAUUUGGAGGCGAACUAUUUGAGCAAACAAUCUACGUCUAUCCACCAGUUGUGUAUCGUUAUCCCUAACUACUACAGUGGUCGCGCGCCCAGAUCUCCAUGCGACUAGAAUCUCCAUGCGUUCGCCAGCAGCAUCUCGUCGAUCAGGUCCAUGAGCGAGCUUACGACGCUCUGUGCCCUGGCGCAACGGCAAUGAAAUGGGUUGCAAUUUGGUCAGGCCAACAACGUGUCGACAAAAUAGUCUUCCGCUGGCCCGGGCAGAAAGUGCGAAACUUUCGGUGGUGCUGCGCCGCCGCUGUUACCAAGCUGGUGCUAAUUAAAGCACCUACUUGAUACCAUUUGCGUACUGCACUACGCGGGGACAAUGUAUUAUAUUAUCAUUUAAUGAAUUGCUGUUGAACGAAAGGUUAGAGUAGUCAGAACGUUGAGAAAGUAGCUAGCUAUCUAGCUAGGGGAUAUUAGGCCGAAGGAGGGGAGAAGGGACAGAUUUUCAAUAACAACUGCCUUUAUCUUUUUGGUAGUCUGGGGGGAGCAACUUCGAUUUUUCUAUGAUGGCAAUCGAACCAGGUACGGAUUGCGGUGUCUCUGCGGCAUGUGAGCAGAUAUCUGAUCAGUGAGAAGGUCGAAAUAGACAAAGAAAAAUGGUUCCAAGUGAGGUCCCUGCGGGGGCGUUAUAACGUGAUACGCGAACUUCAGCUGAAGUUGGCACAGUAGCCAAUUCUUCUUAAAGCUCUUUAAGAUGUCAAGCGGAACGACAGUGUACCAACAUAGACAUCAGUUACAACGUAACUUGUGAAUCUCUUGUCCUAUGAAUAGUGAUCAACGCAUAGUAUGCGCAUGUAAUUAUUACCUAUAAUUACCAUCAUUAUUAUUUUACGCGAUUCAAAGCAUACAUACACAAGUAUAUACGCCGUUCUCCCUCGAAUUAAUUAAGUUAGACUUGCUUGCAGAAUCAUUCACUCGGCGACAUCAAAAGAUAAGAUAACAACGACAUAAUCGCCAGUAUACAUGAGUAGGGGGGGCGAUCGAGUCUGCUGGUCUCUGUAAUCUAAUCGUAAAGUAGAAUAAUGAUAACGAUGCUAAUAAUGAUAAUUAUACCAACGUACAUUUAUAUAAACUUAUAUAACAUAUACUGUAUUUAUUAGAAACGACAUUAAUUACAUAAGUAUCAUCGUUCUUCCUCUUCGCAACGCGCGACGAGUUGCACUUGUACCCCAACCUCCAUUCAAUAAUACCGUGCUCCCAAACAAGCCGAUAG